AUGAAAAUUGUAAUAUUCAUAUUAUUUGUAUUUCACUCUACAAUUUUCGAAACAUUGACUAACAAUAUAUAUUCUAAUUUUUCUUAUUCUAUUUGUCAUAAAAAUGAUGUAUAUUUAGGUGAUAAUUUUUAUUUUCUUAAGAAAAAGAAAUUUGUUUUAUACGAUGUAAAUAUAGGUGAAGGCUUUAAUUUACAAAAAGAAAUUUUAUAUAGAGUAUCAUUAAUAAUAUAUUACUUAAAUAAAAAAGACAAAAAUAAUAUAUAUUAUUUAGUUUUGCCACCUUGGUGUUAUUUAACUCAUUGGAAUAAUAAGUCGCAUAAAAAAAUAAAGUGGGAUUUCUUUUUUAAUACUAAAAUUAUUCAAAAUGUAAUACCCGUAAUAGAAUUUUCAGAUUAUAGCAAAUUAAAUGGUGAUAAUACUGAUUUUAUUAUUUCAUUUAAGUUUAGGUUCAAUAAUGUUUUACCAAACAAGGGAAGCUUUGAUAUUUUAAAUUUUGACAAAUGCCAUAUUAAUGGUUUUAAUUUUAAAAAAAAUUGCAAAACAUGUGAAAAUAAAUAUUCAGUUACUUAUUCAGGAAACUGUACAAAUAUUAAAGCUAAAAAUAGUGAAUGUUAUGAACAUAAUUUGAUUACUAGUUCGUUUGCUAGUGAUAUUAUAUAUAACUUGUUCUUUUAUGAUAUAAAUUCUGUUUUAAUAAAACAAGGAUCAAACAUACUUGUUCCUUUUGUUAACGACUUGUUUGAAAAUAAUCUUGAAGAUAUUUUGUUAUUCAGUGAAGAUUUGAUACAUGAAGGAAAUAACUAUAUAAAAGAAAUAUUAAAAACUAGUAAUUAUUUAAGUGCUCAUUUAAGAUAUACCGAUUUUAGAAAUAUUUCUAAUUAUGAUAUUCCACCAAUUAAUAUUUCUAUUUUUAAACUCUUAUAUAUUAUGUUUAUAAAUGAGAAUGACAAAAUUUUUAUUACUACUGACGAAAAAAAAGAAGUUCAAAAAAUAAUUAAUACAGAAUUUGUUGAAUUUAAGAAUUAUUUUUAUUUUUAUGAAAAUAAAAAUUAUCACGAAGGAAAAGUUGCUAUAAUUGAUCAGUGGAUUUGUAUUAAUUCAAAAGUUUUUGUUGGAAAUAUUUUUUCAAGAUAUAGCCUACAUAUAAAAUGGGAGAGAUAUUUAAUAAAUAAUAUAUACGAUGAAAAUAACUUAGAUUUGUGUGGAUAUGAUAUUAACAAUAAUAAACAAUUAAGAAAAAAUUAUAAAAAAAUUAAAGAUAUAUAUAAUAAAAAAGCUUUAAUGAAGUUGAAACAUAUAUAUAAUAAUUUUUCAGAAAAAGAUAAGAAAUAUAUAAACAUUUUAUGUUUUGAUUCUUCUACGCAUUUUCCUAAAAAUAUAAGUAUAUAUAGACUAAAAUAUAUUAACAAUUUAUAG
Plasmodium relictum is the source of this 1416-nucleotide messenger RNA. RefSeq names its product GDP-fucose protein O-fucosyltransferase 2, putative (gene POFUT2). NCBI's taxonomy places the organism in Eukaryota, Apicomplexa, Aconoidasida, Haemosporida, Plasmodiidae. The coding region runs from base 1 to 1416 and encodes 471 amino acids. Gene Ontology annotation, biological process: protein O-linked glycosylation via fucose. The record is from RefSeq and is a predicted model, not a curated record. The transcript is spliced from 2 exons. Gene Ontology annotation, molecular function: peptide-O-fucosyltransferase activity.